AACGUUAUUUGCUUAUGACAACGAAUUAUUCCAUGUUAAUUCUUUCUUUCAUUGUAACGCUUGGUUGGACAACAGAGAGAUUGAUGCAUUUCUUUAUGAUGGAAAUGUACUCGAAUAUUGGGCAGCACGAGACGAGAAUUGUAAAUUGCGUACUGUUGGGAAUCUAUACGCCAUGACAGGAUAUGGUAUCGCUUUUCCUAAAGGGAGUCGAUGGCUGCCAAAGAGGGCGCCUGAUUAA
Molecule: messenger RNA, 238 nt
Organism: Protopolystoma xenopodis
Lineage: Eukaryota; Metazoa; Platyhelminthes; Monogenea; Polystomatidea; Polystomatidae
Source: the annotation of a GenBank genome assembly